AUCGUCGAUACGCAUAUCAUCCUCCUUCUUCUUUACGGAUCUAUCUCUCGCUUCCUUGGAGAUAGACAUUACGCCCCUUUACGAUUUUCCGCAUACACGCACGUACGCUUCACGCUAGCUACCUACAUGAUAGCAUGAUUUCUUCGAAUUCGACUUCUACUCUACUUCACCGAUACCCCGUAUCUCACGCACAUUCUUCUUCCUUCCGAUUCUAUUCGAAUGUGUGUCUGUUCUCUUUCCCCAUUUUCCGCUGGGUGGUGGGUUUCUUGUUGAUCUGCUUUGAAGAGAUCUCUAGCUUGGUGGUACUUUUGUUGUUGAAGAAGAAGAGAGGGAUGGGGGGGAGAUCUCAAAACACGUUCUAGCGUGCUGAAUCCUUGCACAUAAGGAGUGCAUACAAACAAACAAACAAAUCCCUA
Molecule: messenger RNA, 416 nt
Organism: Mollisia scopiformis
Lineage: Eukaryota; Fungi; Ascomycota; Leotiomycetes; Helotiales; Mollisiaceae
Exons: 1
Coding region: 135-362 (75 amino acids)
Source: RefSeq, a predicted model, not a curated record